Messenger RNA from Exophiala bonariae, 1320 nucleotides. RefSeq lists its product as uncharacterized. NCBI's taxonomy places the organism in Eukaryota, Fungi, Ascomycota, Eurotiomycetes, Chaetothyriales, Herpotrichiellaceae. The record is from RefSeq and is a predicted model, not a curated record. The coding region runs from base 1 to 1320 and encodes 439 amino acids. The transcript has a single exon.
AUGAGCGGCAAUAUCCCGUCACUCACAUGGGCCACGCAAGCCCAGCUGGCGAAUAGAACCCCGGAUGAGAUAGAGGCCGCCCUGAAUAUGACUAAAAUGAGUGUCGCCAGGAUUCUCAGUCAACUAAUGGCGCAACUAGAGGAGCUUGUCAGCUCCACGACUUCAUCGCAACCGAAGUUUGAUGGCUCCACGAGCCUUUCACAACCGGAGCUUGUUAGCUCCACCGCCCUCUCGCAAGAGGGAGCUUCUAGUCUCGACAGCGACAAUACUGUGCCGAUUAAAUUGGAGCCCGCUAGCCCCAAAAUCCUCCCUCAACAGGGAGCUUCCAGCAUUCGUAGUCCCAGCACUAUUUCGCCAUCGCGAAUGGGAAGCGAGUUGGCGCCAAAGCGCGAGCGGUCUGUUGAAGACCAAUAUAGCAGUCCAUCAAAACGCCGGCGUUUUGCGACGCCAAAGCGAGAGGUGGCAGACGACGAAGUAACACCCAACUCAUCUCGAGGGCAAUCAAAUGCCAGUGGCAGUAGCCUCCUCGAACGGGGGCCCGUCACAACGGAGUCCGAGGCCCGGGACCUGUUGUCUGCGGAGCCUCCCGUAGAGACCAAGAAGAAGCGGAGCCCCAAAGGGGAGGGGUCCAUCAAGGCUGAGGAAGAUAGAAUCUUCCGCAGCAUCCGGGAAGGCUUGAAUUCCCGCUCAGCACGUCAGGGUGACUACCAGGCUUUUGCGGAUGCCAUGCUCCCCGAUAGUAGGCCCUCUAUGGAGCUCCCCAUCUUCACAGAGGAGAUGGAAAUGGGGAUGAGGACCAGGAAGCCUGCAGCCACAACGGCUGCCAAGGCUCCCAAAGUGGUGCGGGCCAGAGGCCUGGGUGCUUCUGGCACCCUCCACCCCUCAGAAGUCGCUCUUUGCCAGCGACUCAACUUGCCAUACGACGUGUACCGGUGCCAGAAGAGCCGGAUCUUCCUCGGGAUGGCCGCCGGCGUUGCGUUCUACGAGCGCAAGCUGGCUCAAGAGCCAAGUCAUAGGGCCCGUGACUUUGGCGUCUCCCAGGGCCAACAGAUCGCCAACAUUGAUGUGAAGAUCACGUCAACGUUGAUGAGGGCGUUCGAGGUGUGGGGGUGGGUUCCCCAGCUCAUUGAGAAAGACGCCCGCCACAAGAGGCGUGUGGUGUUGACAGAGGUUUGCCAGAGGGCAUUUCCCUCUGCUCAUCGCCUUCGCUUGCUGCUGGAGGUGGCGGGAGUCGAGGCAAUGGCCGGCAAGCUUGAGAUUGCUGGCAACGUCCUCUCUGAGAGAGAGAAGAGGGGUGCUGUCAAUUGUGGGCCCGCUUGA